CCCCGAAAUCAAUAAAAAAUAUAUUGAAAAAAAAUGAGUGAGGAUUAAAUGGUGAGAACGAUAGCACUGUCUCCUGAAAUCGUCAGGAUCAGAAGAGAGCACACAGUGAAAUAGUCUAUGCUAUACACAUUCAUUUUGUUUGUUUCUCACCUCUUCCUUCCCCUGUUGGAGCUGGGCCUGCUGCUCUGGUUGGGGCCUGUCAGAACCAGAACCUUGAGGCACCUCAGUUGCAGUCCUGUCCUGAGGGCGUGAGCGUGGCCUGCAGGACAGAGGAGGCUGGAUCUGCAGCGGGUCCCUGUUGUGCUUCCUUCCCCUCAGGUUAGUACACCAGUUUCUUCCUGACCAAAGACCAGAGUCACCUCCAGAUGAAUGAAAUUUCCUGGAAAGAUGUUGCCAAUGUCUUGUCGCUGGCCAACUUGAUCAUGGGGCUCUUCUCCAUCUUCUGCAGCCUCAGCAAGAAAUCCAGCUGUGCUUCCUGGAUGCUUCUGAUCGGCUUCCUAAUGGACAUGGCAGUCAGGACAAUCACCAGACAUCUCAAUAUCUGCUCCAAAUCAGGAGCUGAGCUGAAUGACUUUGCUGUCUUCACCACCUUUGGCCUGGCCACAGCCCUGCUCCUAGGCGUGGAUGGGCCUCUGAAUGGGUUCCUGGCCAUCAUCUAUGUGUUAGCUGCUUCUUUCCGCCUGUGUUUUUAUUCAACUAGCGGCCUUUCCUUCACAUACAAGGGUCUACCCUGCCCCUAUGCUUCCUGUGUUCUGGCCUCCACCUCCCUUCUGACCAAAGGCAACAGGUUCAUUCUCUCCUGCAUGGCCUCACUUAUGAUUCUAUUCAUGAUGGACCAGAGCUACUACCCACAUGAUGAAAUCCUAGAAUCUGAGAAUUGGAAAAAAAUAGUUUAUCUUGGAGGCCUGGUGAAGUCACUGCCAAAUGAAAAAGCAAUGCCUGCCCUCCUCUCCUGCUGGUGCAGGCCUGCUGCUAGCUGUCCACACUUGCAAGGAAAAUGGAAUUCCACAGUGACGACCAUGGUCACAAACAAGAAGACAAAUAAUUCUAGAAAAAACGUAAUACCGGCCGGUGUGGCUCAGGUGGUUAUGGGCGACAGUUUCAACUUUUUAUUCACAAACUGAUGCACAAACGCUCUGCCCCAGGAGUCAUCUGGAGACCUGGCACUAACUUGGCAUGCGACUAUGGGCUGGCACUUCACUGUUCUGGCCCUCGACGAUCCUCUCU
Molecule: messenger RNA, 1227 nt
Organism: Myotis brandtii (Brandt's bat)
Lineage: Eukaryota; Metazoa; Chordata; Mammalia; Chiroptera; Vespertilionidae
Gene: TMEM269
Exons: 8
Coding region: 366-1124 (252 amino acids)
Biological process (GO): phospholipid biosynthetic process
Cellular component (GO): membrane
Molecular function (GO): phosphotransferase activity, for other substituted phosphate groups
Source: RefSeq, a predicted model, not a curated record